GUUUUUUAAUUCUAAUAUUUAAAAUUGUUUUUGUCAGCUCGUUUGGCUACCGCAUUUAUCAGCCUCUAUAAAUAAAUCCCAGCUCUAUUAGGACCUUUCUCCCUCGUGGCGCCGAUCUUACUGCCUUCAUCUCUCUGAGGAUUCCCCAUAGGCGUUUUGCUGUGAAAUUCGGAUCUGCUUCAAAGAUGAAUCACUUUAACCUUCAGCAGAACGCCUUUGCAGUCGGCAGCGAAGAGAUGAGGAGCUCCGUUUCAAUCAAUGAUCUGAAGGGACCGAUUGUUUGCCCAAAGCCUAGGCGCGUUGGGGUUUUGGCCCACAAUCCUUUAAGGCCCUUGAGGUGGCACAUGAGUCAUCAAGCAGAGGUUUGUGAUACAAAGGCCGGAGCGGAGCUUCUUGAUAUUAUUCUCAUGAAGGAGGCUCGUGGGGCGGAACAAUCUCCAACCCCGUUCUCCUCAUCACCACCGUAUUUUUAUGGGUCUCCUCCAAGCAGAUCUGACAACCCAUUAGUCCAAGAUGCUCGAUUUGGAGAUGAAAAGCUCACUCCUAUUUCACCACUGUCAAUACCAUCUCCGUCAGGUGUAUCAUCUCCAUCAUCAUCUUCACGCAAAGGAGGUUGUGUUAGAAUGAAGUAUGGCCUCAAACCCGCCACAGUUAGAGUAGAAGGUUUUGAUUGCCUCAACAGGGAUCGCCAGAAUUCCAGCAUCCCUGCUGUUGCGUAGAACUCCAUUACACGAAGUGUACAUAGAAGGAAGCCAAAUGCAUUAAAAACACAGCAGACUUAACAAGAAGAGGGAAUUUUGCAUAUUUUUGGAGAGCAUUAAGAUCUUCUGUUAGUAGUGUAUAUAUCAUCAUAUGUUUUGUUGGUGAUUAUCUCAUUGAUAGUUCUCUGUAAGUAAGGACAUUGGAGACAGCAAGCCUUGUGUUGUUGAGAAAAGGUUUGAAUAUGUGGGAGAGCAUGGUUGUUUUGUAAUAUAGAAGAUGGGCUUGUAUGGGGUGUGUCUCGAUUUUUAGGUGAUCACCAAAAAAAAUCUGUAUAGAGGGGUAUGGUGAUUUAUUUUUGGUCGUUUACCCUGUAAAUUUAUUGGAUAAUUGCUAAUUGUCUACUAGUUCCUAUUU
Messenger RNA from Juglans microcarpa x Juglans regia, 1116 nucleotides. RefSeq lists its product as uncharacterized. The record is from RefSeq and is a predicted model, not a curated record. NCBI's taxonomy places the organism in Eukaryota, Viridiplantae, Streptophyta, Magnoliopsida, Fagales, Juglandaceae. The transcript has 4 exons. The coding region runs from base 186 to 719 and encodes 177 amino acids.